Molecule: messenger RNA, 504 nt
Organism: Symbiodinium natans
Lineage: Eukaryota; Dinophyceae; Suessiales; Symbiodiniaceae
Source: the annotation of a GenBank genome assembly
AUGGCGCGCUCCUCCCUGCUCUCCGUGGCCUUGGUGCUCUUCGCCGGCUGCGCGCUCUUGCAGCGCUGGGCCCCGGCCUUCUCGUCCCCGGGCCUGAGCCGGCGGGAGGCCCUCCAGGCGGGCGUGGCCACCGUGGCCGCCGGGGCCAGCCAGGCGGCCUGGGCGGAUGCCCAGGGGGAGCCCGUGACCUGCCUGGCGCGGUAUGGGCCCCAGGUCCUGGGGCUCAAGGACGCCGUGGAGAAGGGUGACAUGGAGAAGAUCCUGAAGAAGGAGCCGAAGUUCAAGGCGCUCAACAGCUACUGGCGCAACCAGCCCGGAUACUUCGAGCAGAAGGUCGCGCUCUCUGAGAAGCUCAUGGAGGCCGCGGACGACGAGGUGAAGAAGCUCUACGCCGAGUACGUCGCGGACCCUGUCUUCGAAGCCUUCAGGGUGCCAGUGAAGCGCUCCAAGGACACCGUCACCAUCUACGCCUAUGGCGCCGGCAAGUCCGUCUAUGACAAGUGA